Fusarium odoratissimum NRRL 54006 is the source of this 1038-nucleotide messenger RNA. RefSeq lists its product as uncharacterized. The transcript is spliced from 3 exons. Gene Ontology annotation, molecular function: helicase activity. The record is from RefSeq and is a predicted model, not a curated record. The coding region runs from base 1 to 1038 and encodes 345 amino acids. Lineage: Eukaryota; Fungi; Ascomycota; Sordariomycetes; Hypocreales; Nectriaceae.
AUGAUCUAUGCUCUGCAAACGGCUGAUCCCAAAGCACGUGUUCUGGUGACGGUACCGACUCACAAUGCAGUGGAUAACAUGAUGCGUCGGUAUAUUCAGCGUCUCCAGAAACAGCCAUUUGCUAGAAAGACUCAGUCAGAUCUGGUAAGAGUCUCAACUGAGGUGAGGUCUGCUAACUAUUUGGAGUUGCAAAAAGUUGUGGAUGAUCUGCGUAAGUAUACAUGCAACGCCAUGGCGGGACAGGAGAUUCAUUCCGACUACAAGGCUCUGAAGAAGGCCACGGAAAUGGCAAAACGUAGCGACACCAUCUUCACUAUCUGCAUUGGAGCAGGUAUUGGGUUAAAUUGCUCAGAGUUCUUUGACAUCGUCACUGUUGAUGAGGCUUCUCAACAAACAGAACUGAGUUCGCCAGUCCCACUUGUGAAAGGCUGCUCACAGGCAAUUUUGGUUGGAGACCAUGUACAGCUACGGCCGACUGUCAAUCAGACUGCCUUGGCGCUCGAUUUUGACAUCUCACUCUUUGAGAGACUCUACACCAAAGUCAAGCACUCCAAGGGCAACGGAGUCUUGAGGGCGUUGAUAUUGGACACGCAGUAUCGUAUACAUCCAAAGCUAUGCGAGUUCAACUCAGGGCAGUUCUACGAGGGGAGGUUAGAGUCAGGCAUCAGCAGCUCCGCUAGGCCACCUAUUAGAUCUAACUUCCCAUUCCCGCCAGCAAGGGUAACGAAACAGAGAAGAGACCCAGGGACGAUAGACUAUGAGCGGGCUAUGUUCAUCAACUGCGACGCAAACGGUCCAGAACCCGAGAGCCCGUCGCACUCAAUCGUGGUCUUAACACCAUAUACUCGCCAAGCCGAAGUCCUCAAGCGCAUGCUCUCCAGUAUACCCUACCGAAUCGAAGUCUCGAGUAUCGAUGGGUUUCAGGGUCGUGAGGCGGACGUCAUCGUGUUUGUGACCGUGCGAUGUAAAGAGCACCGUGAGAUCGGGUUCUUGAAGGACAUGCGAAGGAUGAAUGUUGCUCUGACUCGGGCAAGAUGA